Messenger RNA from Medioppia subpectinata, 201 nucleotides. The record is from the annotation of a GenBank genome assembly. Lineage: Eukaryota; Metazoa; Arthropoda; Arachnida; Sarcoptiformes; Oppiidae.
AUGGACAGUCAACUGCAAAGAGAGGGUCGACUGAUACUAUUGGUGGACAAGCAGUGGAGGGAAGACAUGAAGCAACUGCCAAACGAAGAGAUAGCGGUUCCAGUGCUGCAAUUGCCAGACCCGGAGCCCGACAACGGCAACCCUAACGACACACUCAAAGACCUGGAGCUCAAGUGGACUGAUCUCGCGCUCAAUCGCAUC